Messenger RNA from Trypanosoma rangeli, 2169 nucleotides. RefSeq lists its product as uncharacterized. Gene Ontology annotation, cellular component: Golgi apparatus. The record is from RefSeq and is a predicted model, not a curated record. The transcript has a single exon. NCBI's taxonomy places the organism in Eukaryota, Euglenozoa, Kinetoplastea, Trypanosomatida, Trypanosomatidae. The coding region runs from base 1 to 2169 and encodes 722 amino acids. Gene Ontology annotation, biological process: Golgi organization.
AUGGGUGGGGCUCAGACAAGGGAGGAUGCGGUGCGGUACUUCACCGGAGUUGCGUGCGCCAAGGCAGACCCGGAUGAGAAGGAGUUCACCGAGCGUCUGCUUCUCUACAAGAAGGAGAUCUGCUCGGGGGCGGAAUACUACGGGGCAGCACUGCCGGUUCUACGGGAGUUAAUACCAAUGUGUGUAAAGACGCAACGGGUGCGGUGGCUUUUUCGCUUUUGCCUGCAACAGCUCGAGCACGCCUUGUGCAACUACAACCAGGGUCACAGUGAUGCGUUCAUUGCUGUGCUGCACAUUACGGAGUUUGUCAUUCGUUACGCCCACCAGGUCUCCCGCGGGGACGUCACACUGCUGUUGGACAUUGUGAUGGGGGAGGGGUCAGGUGACGCAAAGAGCUUUACGACCGCGCAGUGGGCCACAACAGAGGCACACAAACUCUGCUGUGCGCUGAUGGAGUAUUGCGUCUCCGUGCCGGUGGCCUACGCGACGGCGGAGGCCCACAACGAGGUGGUGAGCCUCCUAUUGUCUAUGACCUCCUCCGCGCUCUACCACAACACAGCCUUUGAUGGAACACACAUGGACAUGUUUACAGAGAUAGUAAUGUCAUCUGAUGGACUGUCGGCAUUUAUCUUGAUCCUACUAAGGCGAUUAGUGGAGUGGGGCUCCGGCCGUCUUUCAUCUUCCCCUUUUUUGUACCGUGACGGCCAUCGUCCAUCGCUGCGAAACAUGUACAAUGUGUUUGGCGGCAGAAAGGGUGACAAAUCCAUUAGUUGCGGUGACAGUUUGGGACGACACUGCGCUCAACUCCUGGCCGUGCUUGUGGCAUACCUAAAGGGCAGUGAAGAAAAUUCCGCCCUGGAGUGUGUGAAGAAAAUUGAGGAUGGCGAACCUGUGCCAUUUAACGCGCUUUUGACUGCCAUGGUUAACCGGCUACAGGUAUGCCCGUCACUCUGUAUUGUGUUGUACGUUCUCUUCUACGAUCAUCCCACCUUCUCGCACACCACCUUGACGCUCUACGCGAAGGAGGUUUUGGACGUCGUACAAGAAGUUCUGCAUCUGAGCUACAUGGCGUCAACUGAGGCUGAGAAAGGGAGCGUGGCUGGUAUUAGGACUGCCGCGGCAACGAACCCCACCAAUACUACCUCUGAAGUCUGUCAGGUUCACAUUUCCGGAGAAGGACAGACACCGGAGUCGAUUGACAAGCUGAUGAAGGAUAUGACACACUUUUCGUACCCCUUUAUUGGGUUUAUGACCAGCACGUUGAUGCUGCUCUUUUCCCAAGACCAAGUGCUUAACCGGAAUAUGAGCGACACAGUUAUUGAGCCUCGUUUUAAGCCAGGACGAUGUAGCGGCAAAAUGCCGAUUAGCUCCCUGUGUAUUGUGGUUCUUGCCCACGGCAUUGCCAAGGCAAUGAACGAGCAGAAUGAGCCGUUGGCAUCCGUGUUUAUUCCUACAUUAUCCAAUUUGGCGCCCUUUAUUCACGACAUGGAUACCUAUGCCUCCCAGCAGUUGAUACGGUUGCUUAAUUUGAUACUUAGAAAGCUGCGACGUUGCGUGGAGCCUCCCCAACUAGACGAGAAUGAGCUUACUUGCACCACAAACAGCGUUUCUAGAGACAGCAUGGUGGGGAGCAAGGAAGAUGCCACGGCGCAAAUGUUUCUCCGUCAGCUGACCUCCUUGGUAGAGGUGGUGGAGGCAAUAAUUCAAGGCGAGGAUAGGCAGAACGACGCGCUCGUGUAUGAGCUUUUGUACAGCCGUGCAAAUCUAGAGGCGAGGUUGGCGGCGGACAGCCCAUGCCCACAUAUUGCAGCCGCACACAAGGCGUUGCUGCCGCUGUUUUGCAUCGCGGACUAUUAUGAAACGGAGUUGGCAAGUGUCACCUCGGCGGGGUCGUAUCAAGACAUCUUGGCCGUCAUUCGGCGUGCGACACGGGAGAACACGGGCUCAGCAUCUUUUUUAAAGAAUGUUUCCCACACGGCGUCCCCCAGCAGGUCAUCUGGGCCAGCACCGUGGCAACCGCGUGAGAUCCUUUACGUCUACGAGGAGUCGACACACAGCUACGACUUCUUUGGCCCCUUUGUCUGGUCGACGCUGCUGUGCGACGGCGUUUAUCCGGGUGGUUUGCUGUGGGCCACCGACAUCACCGCGCUAGAGAUGUUCCCUCAGUAA